UCGUUAAUUUUUUUCUUGCCGUGUGUGUGUUGUACGAAAGUGACGAAUUAGUUUUUAAUUGACAAAAUUUUUCAAUCUAUGAAAAUUCCUGCAGCAUUUUUGCUAAAUAAAAAACUCGAAAUUUGUUAAAGCUAAUAUCGAAGUAAAUUGGGAAAAUAAUUCAUUACAAAACCUUUAAAAAGCUCAACAAAAAUGGCAGAAGGAGGCAAUAGCAAACGCAUCGUUGUCAACGUAAAAACACCGAAGGAGAAGAAAACAAUCGAGGUGGAUGAAGAUUCUGGAAUUAAGGACUUCAAACAACUUGUGGCGCAGAAAUUCGACUCUGAACCCGAACAGCUAGUACUGAUUUUUGCUGGCAAAAUUAUGAAGGACACCGAUACCUUAAAGACUCACAACAUUAAGGAUGGCCUAACGGUUCACCUGGUCAUCAAAGCACCCACACGAGCAGCAGAACCUGCCGCACGACCAGCUGCUGAUAUACGUCAAACACCAUUCGGUCUUAACCAAUUGGGCGGAUUAGCUGGUAUGGAGGCUUUGGGUGCGGGUACCGGCUCCUUUAUGGAUUUGCAAGCUCGCAUGCAAAGUGAAUUGUUAAAUAACGGUGACAUGUUACGCUCAGUACUAGAUAACCCUCUGGUACAACAAAUGAUGAAUAAUCCGGAAAUUAUGCGCAGUCUCUUCACCUCGAAUCCACAAAUGCAGGAUUUAAUGCAGCGCAAUCCUGAAAUAUCCCAUAUGCUAAACAAUCCCGAAUUGCUACGUCAAACUAUGGAGCUGGCGCGUAAUCCCUCCAUGUUGCAAGAGCUUAUGCGUUCACAUGAUAGGGCAAUGUCGAACUUAGAAUCGGUGCCUGGUGGUUAUAAUGCGCUUCAACGCAUUUAUCGCGAUAUACAGGAGCCAAUGUUAAAUGCGGCAAGCGAUUCGUUUACACGCAAUCCUUUCUCCGGUCUAAUGGACAGUUCUGGUGGUGGCUUAAAUCCGCAGCAAGGUACCGAAAAUCGUCAACCUCUACCAAAUCCAUGGGGCGGUAGCGGCAAUGCUAGUGGCACAGCUGGUACUGGUGGUGCUGCGUCUGGCGGGAAUCCAGAUAUGCCGCCACGUGGUGUGCUCAACACGCCCGCCAUGCAAAGUUUAAUGCAACAAAUGUCUGAAAAUCCAUCGUUAAUGCAAAAUCUCUUAAAUGCACCCUACACGCGCUCCAUGAUGGACGCUAUGUCACAGGAUCCAGAUAUGGCAUCACGCUUGCUAAGCACCAGCCCACUACUGGCUAAUAACCCACAACUACAGGAUCAGAUGCGCCAAAUGAUGCCGCAGUUCCUCAAUCAAAUGCAAAAUCCCGAAGUACAGAAUAUGUUGACCAAUCCCGAUGCACUAAAUGCAAUUAUGCAAAUUCAACAAGGUAUGGAGCAAUUGCGUUCGGCGGCGCCCGGUCUGGUCGAUUCGCUGGGUAUACCACCACCGCCACCUGGCAAUACAGAGAGUUCCACAGGUACAACAACCUCAACUACGAACACCACCAGUGGUGGUGGCGACACCAAUCGUCCGGCUACAGCACCAGGCGGAGGACCGAAUGCUCAACUCUUCAACGACUUUGUCUCGCGCAUGUUGAACGGCAUCGGUAUGCAGGCGGACAAUACACAGCCGCCUGAGGUACGCUACCAAUCACAGCUCGAGCAACUAGCGGCAAUGGGCUUCGCCAAUCGGGAGGCCAACUUGCAAGCGCUAAUUGCUACUUUUGGCGACAUCAAUGCUGCUGUGGAGCGGUUAUUGGCACUAAACCAAUUAUCCUUAAGUUAACAUCCUUAAAUUGAAAUUGUUUAAUAAUAAUAAAAACACGAAAUCAACAAAAAACAAUUGAUGUUGCUGCUGCUAACUAGUUGGCCUAGAGACAAACCCCUUCGCUUUACUUAAAAAAAAAACAAAAAUAGCUAAGUGAAUUACUACUAUACUGUCCCAACAAAUUGAACAAAUGAAAAAUGUGAAAUUCAGAAAAAAAAUUAUUAAUUCUUUUGCUUGGGGCCGCGGCGUUAUUUCGUGAAAUUACAUCAAAAAAGGUAUACCAAAACUAAAAGCGACACUAAAGUAAACGAAGAAAGUAUGAAAUAAGUGGGUAUAGAAGAAAAAAAAUUAAAUUAAAUUAAAAUAGAAGCAAGUAAGGCAAACAAAAAAUAAAGUAAUUUACAUAUAAUUUUUACUCAACUUUGGUAAAUUACGUUUUCAAGGCGUUUAAUAAUCAAAUUCAUAUUUAUAUUGAAAUAAAAUUUUAACGCUAAACUUGCAUGAACACAAAUAAAUACACUAAAUAAAAAGUUAUUGAUAUGUUUUUAGGAAUUUAAUUCGAAAAAAAGAAAUAAAACAAAGAAUUGAUGAAAAUUAUAUGAUAAAAAUUUGUUUAAAUUAUAAAAAAAAAUAUAAAAUAAUAUCAAUGAGUCUUUUGAAUUCAUCAGAAAAAUUUUUGAAAAUAAAAAAUAUUUCUACAUUAUUUAAAAUAAUUAUUUAUUAACAAGAAACAAAUAUUGAAAAUAAAAAAUAAAUUUUAAAUUUUUACAUAAAGAUAUUUUAUGAAUUUGACUAUUAAACCAACAUAGUGUAAAAAGGCAUUAAAUAAUUACGUUACAUUAAUAUUCCAGGCUUUACUUAUUCCAAUACUUAACAACAUUUUCCCCAAACCCUUAAUUAUUAUUAUUACAAGUGCGCUAUGCAAAUACAUAUGUAUGCUAUGGGUGCAUUUUCAUGAAAGUAUACAUUUUUAUUUUAACAAUUCCGGGUAAACGCUAAUGCGUACAAAUUACCCAAAUAAUGUUUAUAAAAAUAAGUAGUUGAACAAAUUUAUUUCGGCAUAAGAAUAAAAAAAAAAAAAAAAAAAAUUUAAUUCAGGUCCAAAAGAGGAAAUGCGGUCAGCAUAUAGAAAGGCUGGCGAACUACAUACACAACUAUGUACAACUACUACUAUUGUAUGAAACAAAUUUUAUGCUACACAAAAAGUACACGUUUCGUCGUUUGAUUAAUUCUUAUUAUUUAAGAAUGUUAUUGUGUAUUUUAUGUUUUUCAAUAAUUAUUAACUAACUAUGUAUAUCAAAUAUCUACUAUUAUUAGCUUACAAAAUUACAUAGCUACAUACAUACAUCUAUGUAGUAUGCGUAUAUAGUGCAUAUACAUAUAAAGCGGGCAUAUACACCUACAUGCAAGUUUAUAAUUAAAAAAAAAAAAAUACAAUAAACAAGUGGAAUAUGAAUGAAGGCAAGAAUUUUCACUAAACAA
Molecule: messenger RNA, 3261 nt
Organism: Zeugodacus cucurbitae (melon fly)
Lineage: Eukaryota; Metazoa; Arthropoda; Insecta; Diptera; Tephritidae
Gene: Ubqn
Product: ubiquilin-1
Exons: 4
Coding region: 193-1797 (534 amino acids)
Biological process (GO): ubiquitin-dependent protein catabolic process
Cellular component (GO): cytosol
Molecular function (GO): polyubiquitin modification-dependent protein binding
Source: RefSeq, a predicted model, not a curated record